AUGACGGGACGAGGGCGAGGGCGUGGUGGCGGUGCAGGUUACUACAAACCAGCUCGUGAGGUGGCCAGGGUCUACGGCAACGGCCAAUUCCCCGCACCCAAUCCACAAGUCGUCAAGCUAGAGAACGAAAUGGUCAAACCUGGCUUGUCACCAGCAAUGGCCGCCAGCUCCCUGGAUUUCAAACUGCCCUGCCGGCCUGCCUAUGGUAUGCAGGGAAGGGCUAUCGCACUGUACGCUAACUACUUCGAAUUGAAAGCCGCAAACAAGAACAAAGAUCUGUACCGCUACUCACUCGCGUUUCAGUCCGAGGAAGAGUCAGAGUUGAAGACCAAGAAAGUCAAGAAGAGGCGGGUGAUAGAGAUACUACUGGACAUGCCACCCUUUUCGACACUCAAGGUUGCCAGUGAUUGGACUCAGAAGCUUGUAUCCGCACAAAAGAUACCACUCGCCGAAGAAGGCCAGGAGUAUACCAUUGAAUUCUACCACAAGGACCGUGGGCCUUUGCCUCCACCCACACCCAACGAAGAAGCCAGACUAACAGAGGCUCGCACACGAAACACGUAUCACAUACGCGUCCAAGCUAUCGGCACUGUCUUGCUCGCAGACCUUUUGCAAGACCUGUCUGGACCUAAAUCCACCUAUCCACUGAAGCUCGAGGCCAUUGAUGCUUUAAACACUAUCAUGGCACAUGGACCCAGCACUGCGCUCAACAUCAUCACUGCAGGAAACAAGUUCUUCCCUUUCGGUGACCAUCCCCAAAUGGAGUCACACGACCUCAAGGAAGGUCUUCAGGCUCACCGCGGAUACUUCACCAGUGUGCGUACAAGCGUGAGCAGAUUGCUCGUCAACCUCAACGUCGCGACCGGUGCCUGUUAUAAGCCUGGACCCCUUGUUGAAAUGAUGAGCGAGGUCUGUGGAAGUUACCCACCACUUAGCGAACAGCAUCAUAUACAGGUUACGAAAUUCUUCGGCCCCAUCAGAGUCGAGACGAACUAUCUGCCCGACGACAGUAGCAAAAACAAAGAGAAUAAAGGAACCAAACGUCAAGUGCGCACCGUAAUCGUCGCCCCUUAUGGAAAGAACGCAACGAAUGUUACCUUCCCCAAAACACACACCAAUGGAACAGUCACUCACCCUACAGUCCAGCAGCACUUCCUGGAGGAGCACAACAUAAGACUCCAUUACCCCCGAGCACCUUUGGCCAAUGCUGGAAUACCUAAGGACCCGAUUUGGAUACCCGCUGAGCUGUGCAAGAUCCUGCCUGGUCAGCUAAAACGAGGUCUGCUCACAUCUGAACAAACGGCCAGAAUGAUCACAUUUGCUGCCCGCAGGCCACAUGCAAACGCCGAGUCAAUCACUGGCAAUGGCUUGACAGUUACCAUGAUCAAUCCAGUGGUAAAUGGUGAGAAUACGAACUUGAAGGGAUUCGGCGUCAAGGUCGACCCCAGAAUGAUCACUGUACCUGGCCGGAUUCUGAUGCCUCCAACUGUGAUGUAUAAAGGUUUGAAGAACCGGACCCCGAACAACGGGACAUGGAACUUGAAGGUCUCAGAACUGGGUCUUUCGCCAUUCCGCGUCGUGAAGAAGCUGGGUGAAUGGUCUACACUCGUCAUCAAUUCCGGGAGAUAUGAUACGAUUCCAGGCGGAAUCGAGGGCCUCAAGGCCGAUCUGCACAAGUUCCGGGAGGAGCUCAACAAGUACGGUCUGAAUCUCAUCGAGCCUCAAAAACCAUGCAUCAUCAGCAUUCCACCAGGAAUCCUGAAGGACGCGAAACGCGAACCAGAACUUGUGGAUACUAUUCGGUCAUUGGUUGAGACUGGGCUGAGGACUCAAUUGCCUAAAAAACCAACCUUUUUGUUGGUCCUGCUGCCCAGCGACAACAUUAUACUUUACGACACACUCAAGUCUCUGUUUGACUUGACGUACGGAAUACCGAGUGUCUGCUGCGUUGGCAAAAAUUUCGACAAGAAGUCAGAACAAAUCUACGCAAACGUCGCAAUGAAGGUCAACCAGAAGCUCGGUGGCGUCAACCACGUGGUUGAUAUCAAGAGGAUGACACCACUGGACACGCAAACCAUCAUCUUCGGCAUCGACGUGACGCAUCCAUCUCCUGGAAGUUCGGAAACCGCACCAAGUAUCGCUGGUGUAGUGGCUUCGAUCGAUGCAAUGUUCUCGCAAUACCCCGCGAGCAUGCGUCGCCAGCAGGGUUACAAAGAGAUGGUCACGGACCUGGAGGAGAUGAUCAUUGAACGUCUCCGGUUAUGGCAAAAGCGCAACCAAGACCAUCUCCCAAACAAGGUCAUCGUCUACCGCGACGGAGUGGGUGAAGGCCAGUACCAGCAAGUCGUCGAGACUGAAGGUGAAUCGUUCAGCAAGGCAUUCGACAGACUGUACGGCGCCGAGGCGAAGCACCCGAAGCUCUCCAUCGUCAUGGUCGGUAAGCGGCAUCAUACGCGUUUCUACCCGACAAAGAUGGAGGAUACAGAUGGGACUACAGGCAAUCCGAAGCCGGGUACUGUCGUUGAUCGGGGUGUUACUGGCGAGAAGUUGUUCGACUUCUUCCUGCUUGCGCAUCAGGGUAAGGAAGCCAAUCCGCGUAAAGUGACAUACAGCUAA
Messenger RNA from Alternaria arborescens, 2616 nucleotides. RefSeq lists its product as hypothetical. The transcript is spliced from 4 exons. Bases 1 to 2616 code for a protein of 871 amino acids. NCBI's taxonomy places the organism in Eukaryota, Fungi, Ascomycota, Dothideomycetes, Pleosporales, Pleosporaceae. Gene Ontology annotation, molecular function: RNA binding; protein binding. The record is from RefSeq and is a predicted model, not a curated record.